AAUGUAUUAUAGAACAUGUGUAGAGUGGAUAUGCAGUUAUAACGGAAAAGCGUUUACUCGUCUUCAGUGUUAGCGCGUGCCUAGGCUGUUGUAUUCUAUCUGAUAUUUUACCUAGAUUUGAUUUUCUACUCGGGUUGAGUGGUGCUGCGUUGGAAUGUAUUUGAAAUGGAUUCUUCUGUUUACUGCGUUGCUGAUCCAGAAUGUUAUAUCUGCGUGUCCACCAUCGACAACAAAAAUGAUGACAACAGUAAACGGGACCAUUCAAUCACCAAAUUAUCCACAAAAGUUUUGGUCAAGCCACUGCAGAAAGUGGCAACUUCCUCACCACGAAUUUUCCCAGAACUCUUCAUUGGUUUUAUUUGUUCGUACAAUGAAUAUGAUGUUCGUAUCUAAGACAACAUAUCUUGCUGGGAGUUUAUUAGUUAACGGAACAAACAUUGCAACUAUGUCUAACGGCACAUGUCUUAUCUUCCACGGAAGCAAUCAAAAAUGUCGAAACUUGGAAAACAUAAAAAUGCAACAAAAAUGUUCACAAAGACUACACAGCUAUGAAGCUAUUGAUUCAUUCACUGUUAAGUUCAAACCAUCGCCUGAUUUAUAUUACUAUGGAUUGAGGUAUCCUCGAAAAUUUCAGCUAGAUUACGAAUACCUACCAUGUAUGGAAGACACGAGUCAUGGAACAAGCACAGUACAUGAAAAACAAGAUGAUUCUGGCGCUGUUGGAGCAGCAGUUGCAUUCGGAAUAAUUUGUGGACUCCUAUCAGCGAUACUGAUUGCUGUUGCAAUAAGAAGGUUCAGGAAGAAAGCCGUCAUUGAUGGCCGUGUUAACAACACAAUGGUGACCUCGCCAAGCAACCAAUACGAAUCAACCAUGCAGUGCGAUGGGAAAAUCAACCCUGACACGAUUUACCACACUGUGGACAAACCAGAUGAGACAACUGAGAAAGAGACUGUUGUGAAUCAGCUUUACGCUAUGGCUUCUUAGUUUGCCAC
Molecule: messenger RNA, 993 nt
Organism: Styela clava
Lineage: Eukaryota; Metazoa; Chordata; Ascidiacea; Stolidobranchia; Styelidae
Source: RefSeq, a predicted model, not a curated record